CGGAAUAGGUAAACCGGAAAUCAAGACAUUUGUAAUCAAAGAAUGAAAAUAAUGUAAAACUUCAGAACAAUUUAGGAAUUUCACGGAGAGAAAUGGAGAUUAUAGUACUUUUCAUCAGUUUCGUUACAUGUGCAUUUGCAAUUGACCCAAAUGUUACGAUUAUUGAUGAAGCACCAAAAAUGGUGAUUGGUGUAAGUGGGAGGAAGGAAAUGAUAGCUACAAAAGACAAAGAUAUCUUCAUGACAUGUGUAGUACACAAUAAACCAGCUGAUAAAAAGGUUGAAUGGAGAGCUAUAGCUCCAGACAAUACAAAUAUUGAAAUCUCAGAAGAUCAAGAUUCAAAAGAUGCAUAUAGAUAUCAGAUUGAUCAACCUUCCGCUAUUUCAUGGAGGAUCAAAAUCCAGAACAUACAGAUUGCUGAUGAAAUGAGAUAUAUAUGCCAAGUAGAAAUUGGUCACCAAAAAUAUGCAACGGAGGAAAGAUAUAUUAGAGUUACAGAAAAACCUCAGAUUAUGGACUUGCUGACCAGCAGUAACCAGCUGGUAGAAGAAGGAGAUCGAGUCCAGCUUACCUGUAACUGUACAGGAUGGCCAAGGCCAAAUGUUAAAUGGUCAAAAGUUGCUGGUGGGUUGCUGCCAAGUGGAGGACAAGAGUAUGCUGGCUACACAUUAAAUAUUGGUACUUCUCGACCAGACCACAGAGGUUACUACAAAUGUACCUGUCAGAACAUGGUUGGGAAAGACAAUAGGAUUGUAUACUUGGGGAUUGUAUUCAAACCAACAAUUCAGGUUGGACAAAUGGAACCAGCUCAAGCCUAUGGGUACCAGAAAACAUUGGAAUGUGUUAUAGAAGCUUAUCCAGUGCCAUCAGAAGAUCAGAUCACAUGGACUCAUGAAAAUAUCCCGGUUUCAUCCAGUGCUAAAAUAAAGUACAUAGAAGGAGCCAUGAAUAGAGUCACCACCAAACUAACAAUAAAAGGUGUAGAUCCAAAUGCACUUGGUCUUUACACAUGUCAAGCCAGAAACAAUAAGGGAUCAACACAGGCAAAUAUAAAUUUGAAAUAUUCUAGCCAGCCAACACCAGAUAUAACUGGAGAAAUAAUAAGAAGUGGUGCCUCACUCAUUUCUAUAAUUACUAUAAUCUAAUAAAUGUAUAAGACAUGUA
Mytilus californianus (California mussel) is the source of this 1164-nucleotide messenger RNA. RefSeq names its product protein amalgam-like. Bases 93 to 1145 code for a protein of 350 amino acids. The transcript has 8 exons. Gene Ontology annotation, cellular component: neuron projection. NCBI's taxonomy places the organism in Eukaryota, Metazoa, Mollusca, Bivalvia, Mytilida, Mytilidae. The record is from RefSeq and is a predicted model, not a curated record.